This is a messenger RNA of Ostrinia nubilalis (European corn borer), 3803 nucleotides long. RefSeq names its product protein kintoun (gene Nop17l). The transcript is spliced from 3 exons. Gene Ontology annotation, cellular component: cytoplasm. Gene Ontology annotation, biological process: axonemal dynein complex assembly. The coding region runs from base 88 to 2628 and encodes 846 amino acids. Lineage: Eukaryota; Metazoa; Arthropoda; Insecta; Lepidoptera; Crambidae. The record is from RefSeq and is a predicted model, not a curated record.
GACAUUUCGUCAGCACGGCUGAAAAUCAUUUGGAUGCGUAAUUACAACUGUGUUUAUUUAUAAAUUGGCUAACAAACACUAGGCAAAAUGGCAACGGGAUUAAAACCUCGUGAUGAAGAAUCGCAACUUACUCGUUCCGAUCUUGAAGUGAUACAAGAGGCAAUGAAAAACAAGAAAUUUCGAGAUUUGCUGGCCGAUUACUGUGAAGAGGUACGUGACCCGGCGAAUCAAGCGAUCUAUCAGCAAGAAAUGACCCAACUAGAAAAAGAGCGUGGCUAUGAUGUUACUUUCAUUAAUCCCAAAGGAGGAUAUGUUAUCAAAACAAGUGUCGCAGGCGACAGGAAAGCAUUUAUAAACAUUUGUAGCAACGAAAACAUCGGCAAACCGUCUUGCAAGGUUCAGGAGGUUAACGGGCAGAAAGGUAUGAAUUGGCAGCUACCGUACUCAAUUAUUCCUCCCCGAGAAGAUUAUGACCUUAAAAGACAGCGCUGUAUUAUUUACGAUGUCGUAUUUCAUCCCGAUACCCUGCGCAUGGCUGAGGUCAACAAACAAUUCCGGGAGUUGGUAAAUAAAACAGCCUAUGAGGGAUUACAAAAAACCUACAACAUCCAUUUUGAUAGUAAUAACUUCCGUUUUCCAAAGUCCUAUUAUAAAGGAAUGAAUGUUCCUGCUGUGAUUAGAAAAGAAGAUCCGAAUUUCAAGCCACCGGUAGAAGAUGAAUCUGAACAAUUAUCACCUGAAGUACUUGAGAAAUUGUACCCUCAGCGCAACUAUUCUGAGACUGAAACUGCUACAAAUGUACCUACUGAGCCCCAAAAAGAGAAAAGAAAAACUAAGACUCAAAAAGCUGAGUUUAAGCAUGCUUCUGAUAAUGGUUACACCAUUCCAAAGUAUAUUAUCAAACAACAGAAGAAUGUUGAUUUUCAAGAUUACACCUAUCACAAAGAUUGUAAACAAUAUACAGCCAUUCCGAGUCAUUUAGUUGUUGAAGUAAACCUGCCACUUCUAUCUUCAACCAAGGAAUGUGUGCUUGAUGUUGAAGAAAAAUCAUUGUGUUUAAAAUCUGAGAACCCAGCAAAAUAUAAACUAGAUAUAACUCUCCCUUAUGCUGUUAAUGAUGAAUGUGGUAGUGCUAAGUUUGAUAAAACCAAGAGGAAAUUGAUUGUGACCCUUCCAGUGCUAAAACAAAACCUGAAUGAUGACAACUCCAACUCAUUAAAAGUAGACAGUGGUGUGGAGAGUGAAGAGAACUCUGGCUCACAGAGUGAUGAAGAUUCCAAGACUAAUAGAAUAGAAGAGCUAUCUUCUACUGUCAAUGAAACUUCUAAGAUUUCUGUUGAAACCCCUAAUCCUGUGAAGUUAGAGUCAUUCUUGAAAGACUGCCUUGGCUAUACACUACCAUCAUACACCCAUAAUGUAUUAGAUGAUGUUGUUGCAUUUACUUUUCAUGUUAAAAAUACUGAACCAGAUUCUGUAAAAGUGGAACACAUAGACAGCAAAGUCUUAAUCAAGUUCACAUCCGUUGGGUCUGGUUUUGUUCCGGUACAUUAUGCUGCUAUUAUUAAGUUUGAUGAUUGUGUAAACUUUGAUAAUGUGACUGGGGAGGCUUGGGAUAAUAAUGUUAUUUUGCAGUUAGAAAUUGUGGGUGAUGCUCCCCAAAAGUUCCAAAUUGGUUUGAGUGAAGAUUCAAUGAUCAGUGAACAUUUUGAUAUGUCUCAAAUAACUAAGACAUUCAAGGCUGAUGUGCAAGUGUCCUCCCAAGAUUCUAACAUUGAUUCACCAGUAAUAGAAGUAACAAAUUUGGGUUCUGAGACCAACAUAGUGGUUUCAUCAAAUCAAGAUGAGGAACUUGAUGAAGAUGAUGUUGAAUCUCCUACUUCUGUUGAUAAGGAGAUAGUCUGGACAGAUUCUAGCAGCUGCGAAUAUGGAGGCAAGAGUAUUUUACGCAAACCAAUGUCAAUGAACAGGAGUUUCUCAGAGUCCAGUGUAGGUGACAUAGCUUCUUCCAUGGACUACAUAAGUUCUGAUUACAUACCUGAAGAAGGCAGUCUGAAAAAGACUGUUAGAUUUAACGAUGUUAUAGCAAGGCAAUUUUAUAGAUACAACUCAUCAAUAGAAGGUCAGAAAAAGAAAAACCAGCGAAAGAAAAGUAAAAAACGUAGUCAAGACCGACGCCGCAGUGAAAGCGAAGCUGAGGACGACAUUACAACUUCAAAGGUUUCCAAGCCCAGAUUGAAAUCUGUUCUAAAGCAGAGGCGUGACAGCGGCCUCGCCGAUACUUCUGAUGCGGAAACUGAAUGCAAAAGUACACCAGUGUACUCUGAACCUUAUGACAUUGCCAAUGUCACUGAUAAAGACAUCAAUAAUGGAAAUGCACCAUUAAGUUCUAUGUUGAAUAUUAUUGAUAACAAACAUCAGGGUGAAGGGUCUGAGCCAACCAUAUGGAAAUCGGACAAUGAUAAUCCCAGUGAAAAAAAUACUAAAGGUGAUAGUAAAAAAAAUCGUGAAAAAUUCACCUGUGAUAACAUCAAACAUAACACCGAUCUCUACAACCCUGAUAAGUUGAACAAGGGCAAAUACUUAGAAGUUUUGUUCAAGAAUGAUCUCAUAUUUGAUUUGGACAUGUGAGGUUUGCUGUUUACUUUAAAUUAUACUUUUCAAAAUAUAUUUACAGUACUUCAAACUGCAUUAAUAUAGUUAGAAUCCAGUGGACUUUAUGUAUUUCUUAGAAUUAUGUUGUUUGUAUUGUGAAAAUAUAUCAUGUAUUAUUUUUCUUUAUUUGCAAUGUUUGUGGCAAUAGUUUUUCUUUGUCAUGUUUUUGAAACAUAUUUAUAGUGUGUUCAAUUUAACGUCAAUUAAUUGUCAUGAAUAUUUGUAGUGUCUGUGUGUGCAUGGUAUUAUAAAUUCUGUAAAUGCACAUUUUGUGCAAAAAAAAUCUGCUCAUUUUAGACAAUAUUCUUAAUUGAAAUGCAUUUGAAUGGUACAAACUAGAUUUAUGUAAUUACUGGUAAGAGGUAGGUAAAAUUUGAUUGAAAUUAACUAGCCUAAUUUUAAAUAGUAUUGUAGAACCACACACUAUUAGGUAUUUUGCACUAAACAUAUACACACUUUGAAAGUAGAAUAUAUUAUUUUAUUGUAACACUAUUUGUUAAGGGCUGAUUUUUCAAUCGUCGGAUAACUUUUAACUGAAGAAUAAGUUUGGCACGUUGACAGUUUCAAUAUAGAAAAUAUGUCAAAGUGACAAGUUUAUUCUUCAGUUAAAAGUUGUCUGACGAUUGAAAAAUCGGCCCUUAAUCUUUAAUUUUGUACACACUGAAUGUAAAUUUUUACACUAAAUUAUGGACUCAUGGGUGUGAGCGGUGUUUACAUUUUCUUGAAUCUGCUAGUCAAACUUAAAUACUGAUGUCUUUAAAUUAUAAAUAAAUUGGAUGCAAUAUGUAUUAUCAAUAGAAUUUACGCAAUAAUAUUGUGUCUAAAUUAAUGGAGUUUCGUAGAAAGCCAUCAAAUUUACAAUUAUGUAACAGUAUGUACACUUUUAUAUGAUGAUUAAUAAUUUAUCAAUGCAACAUUUGCCAUGCAACACUUUUAGUGCCUUUUACAAAUGAAAUUAUGAAUGCAAAAUCCCAGUGAAAUGUUUAUGGGAAACAGAAGCUGUUGUCAUAAACAAUACAAUUGUUUCAGUGAUUUUUAUGUAAUGUAGAGGAAGAAUGCUAGAAUUUAUGUUCGAGUAAAGUUUGAAACUUUGUUUAUUAUUAAAGAUUGUGAUUUGUGACGUUAGUUUUAAUAUAAGAAUUCAUGAAGUA